Vespula vulgaris is the source of this 9063-nucleotide messenger RNA. RefSeq lists its product as uncharacterized. Lineage: Eukaryota; Metazoa; Arthropoda; Insecta; Hymenoptera; Vespidae. The record is from RefSeq and is a predicted model, not a curated record. Gene Ontology annotation, biological process: regulation of establishment of bipolar cell polarity; signal transduction; establishment of mitotic spindle orientation. Gene Ontology annotation, molecular function: protein binding. The coding region runs from base 1227 to 5840 and encodes 1537 amino acids. The transcript is spliced from 12 exons. Gene Ontology annotation, cellular component: spindle.
UUUGAUACAAUUAACAAAAAAAAAAGAAGGAGAGAAAAGAAAAGAAAAGAAAAGAAAAGAAAAGAAAAACGAACAAAAUAAAAUGUAAUACUUCCAUAAAAAAAAAAAUAUUAAAGACGAAGCUCGAAUAAUUUGAUGAAAAUAUCGAUGUUAUCUUAAAACUGCAUUAAAAGUCAGGAUUGAAACGAAGUGGGGUCCCCCAUGUGCAAACUUUUGGCGCGCGUGGAACGCACGUGGUCCAUGGCGGAGAUCACGAGGGGGCGUCUGAUUGGUAGGGAGCCGGCAGCUGUUCGCUUGGCUUCAAACGUCGAGGGAAGGAGAGGUCGAGAAUGCGGGAAAGAGAGAAAGAGAAAGAUAGAUAGUAGGUAAAAGAGAGAGAGGGGAUCUGUGUUCGACUUCAUGCGUGCCCACAGACGACGCCACAACGUUCGCGCGAGUCAGUUCGACGACGUACAUUCGCAGACGUUCAUUGUUCACUCUCGAAAAUAAUCAGAAAAGGCUCUGACUUUCUCUGUACUAUUGAAUAUUUCGUUGCGAUAAUCUAGUAAUAAACAAAAGAAAAAAAAAGCAGAAAGAAAAAGGAAAGAGAAGAGCGUGAGAAUUGUGAAAAAAAUACGUGAGGAAAUUGAGUUGCGAAGAAUUUUUCAAAGGUCUCGAAGGAUUUUAACGGACUUUCAUCGUUCGAAACGACGAGAAUGGAUGAAGGUUUUCAAAAGCGAAGACGGAAGGUGGAAAAGGUCGACGAGUUCUUGGCGAGUUCAGAAAGAAAAGAAUAUUACGAAGAGAACGUGAGAGUGACAAGUUAAGGUUCGAACGAAGGUGACGCUCUUGCGUCCUGCGAGUCCUGUGACUCCUUCCAUCUGACUUAGUCGGUAAAGUCGUUUCCUUUGAAUUCCGCGCGUGCCACCAACGGAAGUGUGAGAUUCUACUUGAAUUUGAAUAAAUUCACGAAUGAUUUCUCAUUUUAUUGCGAUAACAAAAACUUGAAUAUUUUCUGUGAUAGAAGAAUAAGCUAUAUCAAGCCAAAGAAUAUUGUCCUGCAUUCGUCGUUUUCUCAAACAAAAGAAUCACCAAAGAAAAAAAUAAGAAAAAACAAAAAAACAAUUGGAAUCAUUUUAUAUUUAAGAAAAAUAAAAAUAUCACUUUUCUUUUGUAUUAUAUCGAUCCUUGAAAAAAAUAAAAAAGAAAAGAAUAAUCGAUAUUUCUAUAGAAGGGAAAAAUUCCAGAUGAAAUUUCGAAAGGCUGCGUCAACGUCCAGUCCAAAAAUGGAAUUAUUAUCGAGACGAUCGACAACGAACGACGGCAGAAUGUCGACGUUGAAAAGAUCGAGAUCGUUUCGUGCUUCGGUAAAACUGAUAUCGAAAAUCCGAAAUCGUGCGGCUUUCAGGCUUGCCUCGGGCUUCGAAAUUUCGCCUGUGUCCUCGAAGGAUCAAUGUAAAACGACACGUGUAUCCUCGAAGGAUUUCGAAAAAGCGAAACAGCAACAGGAAUUGCCUAGGACGUUUGUGAAUUCGAUGAAGAACGAAAAGAAGUCGAACGAUAAGAGAAAUGAGAGGAUAAAGGACAAGGACAUAUCUCAGGAAGAUCGUCGAACGUCGUCAGAAACAAAUUCGUCGAUCGACGCAGUCGAGUCUCGCGAGAUUACGAAGGAUUUUGAGAAGAAGCUUUCUCUCGACGAUAGAAUAAGCAUGAAGAACCAAAAAGAUCUUGAAAGAUCCUUGGAGGGUAGAAUAGAGGACGAAACUAAGUCACCGAAAGUCAUACGUAUUUUUCGUCGAAAAAUGAUAACCGACGAAAGUUCGAAAAAGAGAAACGAUCAAGAAGUGAAGGCUAAGGGAAAGCUAGAAAAAGACGAACACGUUUACGAGAAUCCUACGUUUUCUCUAGACAGUUCCCUUGAUUCGAGUUUUGCUUCUAUUGAAAUCAACGUGAAAAAUGAGGAGCAUAUAACACGUGAGGAACGAAAUGAAUGUGUAGUCGAAAAAACUAAUUUCGAAGAGCAAAGACUCUUGAAAUCGUUACUUUCUAACAAAUCUGAUCUCAAGUACGUUAGAAGUUUCAGCAUGAGAGAAGAUAGAAGCUUCGGAAGAGAUAAAAGUCCAGGAUAUGAAAGGAACGAUCGACCAAGGACGAAUUUUUAUUCCGAGACCGAAAUCGAUGCCUCAUCAAGAUCGAAAGAGAAAUAUAAUCGUGAUCUUCGAUCGUGUAUUGAAAAUACGGAUAGUGUUUGCCCUACCAAAUCCUGCAGAAACAGGACCGUAGAUAAUUUAACUAACUUUUGGACGAAUGCUCGUGGUGGAAGCUUUCGUAGCAAAAUGUGCGCCAGUAAAAAGAAACUAGGAAAGGAAUCAAAGGAUCUAGAAUCGAUCGGACAGGAUCGAGUUCUCGUCACGACCACUUCCGGAUCAAAACUGCAAUCGCUACAAGGUAUGGAGUUCCUGGAAGGUUUUGGAAAAAAGAAGCAACAGCCACAACAGCAUUCGAACAAUCUGUCGUCGAUACAUAUUAAUCCUCUCUUGGCACAAUCCCUCAACAUACAUUUGCAUGCUCUUUUCGCAGCCGUCGAACAUGGUCAUUUGGACAAAGCUAGAACAAUUUUGGAAUCGACCGACGUGGACGUAAACAGCGUAAACAGCGACGGUUUAUCGCCAUUGGACGUCGCAGUACUCAGCAACAACAGACCACUGGCGAAGAUGUUGGUCACGUUCGGUGCUCAGGAAGGCAACCAAUUCAAGUCACCAGAGUCCUUGGGCAGUCAUUUGGCGUCGUUACUGUCGGAAGCGGAACACCGAGUCCAAGAACUCGGUGGCAGUACUUCCGGCAGCGGUGGUAGUACUCUUUUGGAACCUCCGAGCAGCCACAGAGCCAGUUUCUCGACACAGCAUAAUAAUCUUACGGGAUGCGGAGGCAGCACCGAAGACAAACAACUGGCCCUCUGGGAAAGGAGAGCUCGAGCACUGAGAAAAAUGUUGUUAGGUUUCGAUCAAGCAAGACCACCAGACAUGCCUUUCAUGGUCACAGUCGAUGUUACCGGAACAACCUCCGUGACAGUCAGAUUUCAAGAACCAGAUUCACACGACUCUCCAAUUUGUACGAAAUUCAAAGUUCAGUGGAGUCUCAAGGAGGAUUUUUCUACUAUAUGUGGGGAGAGAGAGGUUCUGGAUAUGAAACAAAGAGAAUGUCGUAUCGAUGGACUGAUUCAAGGACAAAAAUAUUAUUUCCGUGCGGCUGCGGGAAAUUUAAAAGGCUACAGCAGAUUUAGGAAUUCGGUUCCUGCUCAUGUCACUCCUAGUAGUUGGAGAGACGUUGACGGCAGGGUACCAAGAUUUGCCGGACGUUUAGAGCAAUUGAACACUCUCUUUACCGAUAUAAGACGUCCGGAAUAUACGCACGAGACACCAGCAGUUCAAAGACGCAAUCACAAAAAGAAAACGACGAUAAAGCAACUCUUUACCGCAACAAGCAAGUUUCAGAAGAAUCUGCGGCGUGGCGUGUUUCUUGCUUGUUUGCUUUAUCAUGAGGAUAAGGUUCUCGUCACCAAUGAAGACUUUUUACCUGUGAUCGAGGUCGAUGAAACCUAUCCUAGUUCUAUUUAUAACGAUUUUCACUGGCUGAUGAAAGUUGCAUGUACGUGGGACGACGUAAAGACUCUCCGACAAGAUAUGGAGAAAAGUCACAGCAGUUCGACGAAUCACUUUAGGAUAAAACUGCUCCAGGCUGCUGCACAAAUGCAGGCUGCAUUGUGUAUACAAGAUCUUGGCCAGUUAUACCAUAAACCGAUCAGAGAUAUUCAAGGAACCCUUGUAUUUGCGACCGUGAACUACGUUAAAUCGCCAAAACUCGUAUCAGUCUUAAAUAGUAGAUGGCUUCCUUUGAGUAAAGUCACUAAAAAAAUUAUAACUCACGAAGAUAGCAACGUAGCGGAUAUUUUGAUGGCCAGUAUACAAGAACAAAUGACAUAUCAUCAAGUCAGUAGCAUCAAAUUAUCAAGGGGUUUAUAUCUUGGUUAUUUGAAAAUGCAAAGUAGCGUGGAUCUUAUACAACUGGUUGUACCGGCAAAGUCACCUAACGUCUUGCCACAUUGUAAAAUACGUGACAACCCUCAUGUAUCCGCGGAGGAAUGGGAUUAUCUGAAAAGGAUAACUCGCAUUUAUGCCUCCGACAAUUCUGUCAAAGAUUCAGAGGAAAAAGAGAAUGUAACGAACGAAUGUCAGGGUACAGAACAACAGAAAUUAUUCGUUGAUUUGGUCUCCGCGACAUCACGUCGUCUCUUUAAUUAUAUGGAAAUUAAUCCAGAGGAUUCUUUAAUACAUCGACUUUAUGAUGCUGAAGUUAUCGAUCUCACGCACGAUGUGUCAUUUCUUAUUACCGUACCUCCUGCAGAAACAGCGUGUUGUGUACCCGGAACCAGAGAAAUUCUUUUACAACGAGGGGAUUUACUUUCCUUGCCCAUUCAAGUAUUCGAAAUGGUUCACUUAAAUACAUACCAAAAGGAUGUGAUCAAUCGAUAUUCAAGGCUAAGCUGUAUAUUGGAAUUGGACACCGCACAAGCUCAGCAUAAUCAUAGAGAAGCUUUUAGCUCUUUAGAAUUAAGCGUGGCGAAAGAUAAACUUGCGAGGUUACAAGAUCUACAAUCUCAGGUAAACACAGUAUGGAAGGGUGCUAGAUGGCUUAUCGACGUCAUCACUUUUGCAAGAGACCGUGGAUCUGGUCAACAAAGCGGUACAUCACAAACUGUUGGUAUAUCUAUGAAACAUCUAUUAGGUCUAGACAGAAAUAAGAGUAAUAGCAAUAGUUUAAAAAGAAGUCUUCUUCAGUUACCACCUCGGGAUCAUAAACUCGUCAAAUCGAGUCCAGGACGUGGAAGUUGGCCAGGUCCGAAUGUUACAAAUUCCUCUUCCAAUUUGCUUACAACCGAAUUUAGCAAAAGCGAGCAACAAUUACCUAGUGGUCAAUAUGUACGGAAGGGCAGUAACAUUUCAACAAAUUCAGAAUCUCAGAAAUCGUCCGUACCUAUAAGUAGUGCUGGUAAUUUGAGCAAUACCAAGAACGUUAGCACCAACAAUCAUUUAGUACCCAUGCAGAAUGUACGACUUCCACCUUCGAAAUCUGAGGACACCCUUUUACUUACCAAGUACAAACACAGUCCUAGAAAUCGUUCGGCCACCAUCACUUCUGCGUCGGCAAGUACCAGUCCAUUACUUAAUAUAAAACCGAUUAUUUACGGUGGAUCGCUUUUAAGCGUAUCAACGGCUAUGACCAACACCAACACGAGUCUCCUCAGUGUUAGCAACACAAAUUCCGACAGUCUUCAUUCUCUAAGUAGCGACGAAUAUUCAACUCCAAAUUCGAGUGUAUGCUUAAAACCAGGACAUAUGAAAGUCAAAACGACAAAAUCAACGGCUAGUAUAGCAACUAUGGCUACUUCAGUAGGGGAUAAUCAAUCGGAAGAAGAAAAGGAUGAAGCAACGAUGAUGCCAGCACCUCUCCCUGGCAUUCUUCAGGUUUACGCGGCCUAUGAAACUGGUUUGGCCUCUGGUACCAGUUUAAAAUUACAUGUAACACCACGAACCACAGCAAGAGAAGUUGUAGAUCUUGUUGUCAAGCAAUUAAAUAUGGCUGUAGUGUUAAAGGGUCAAGAUGGGCCUAUCUACACAGUCGAUGAAUUACCAAAUUUUUGCUUAGUUGCUGUAAUUGGUGCGAGGGAACGUUGUUUAAGAGAUGAUUUUAAACCCCUUCAACUGCAAAAUCCGUGGAAGAAGGGGCGUUUGUAUGUUAGACAAAAACAAGAUGUUCUCGCUGCUCUCGAACACAGUAGCAAGCAUACAGCCUAUUUAUAGCAAAAAUAUGAUAAAACAUCUUAAAAUUAUAAUAUGUGAUUUUUAGUUCUCAAAAUAUAACAUAGUGAUAACUAUUAAUACGUUUGAGAAUGUAAAGUCACAUUGCGUAUCGAAUGAAAUUCAUCAUACGAUCUAUAAAUCGAAAAUUUCAUUUUAUAGGACUUGGUGUUUUUAAGAAUUGCUCUUAAUAUUAAAGAUAUAAUUUAUUACACGUAUAAAAGAAUCGGGAGAAAUUGAUUUCCUCUUUUCAUAUAAAGUCAACUAGCUUUAGUUAGAUUAUAAAGUGAUAUUUGACGUGAAAGAGCGUCGUAGGUAUUCUAUAAUCUACGUAAUAUAAAACGUUUCUCGUCGUAAGUAAUUGCACUAGAUGAUCGGUGAACUCGAAUAAUUUUCUGUAUCUAGAACUGUACAUUCCAAGUUUUAAUGCGAUCUGUAAUAUUCCUCGUUAGUUAGUUAGUUUGUAAAAAAAGUUAAUACUCAAGAUAUAUUAUACAUUAUUAUAUUUUAGGUAUCGAUCUCAAUGUUUUGUCCGAUAUGCGCGUCAUUAGCAGUGUGUCAAAUGUUUCAGAGAUAUCGUCGUUCCUAAACUCAAUAACUUUUGUGUCCAUAUAAAUAAAUAAUCUAUGUAACUUUGAUAACUUUCAACUUAACGUUUGUAAAAAUUAAUUAAACAUAGCAUAAAAAAAAAUAGUUACGAUGCUUAACUGCAUUUUUAAUAGCUAUUUAUUAAUGAUAUAUCAAACCUGAAAUAUAACAUAUAUUAAGAGUAUUAAUUUCUUUUAAAUAUGCUUUAUAAUAUUUUUUUAUUUAAAGGCUUUUAAAAUGAUAAUACGAAAAGUUCCUAAAGUUCCCUAAUAUUAUCAGACAGAAAUUAAAUUAUUAUUGUAUUGAAUUCGUUGCUAGGAACGAUAGAAUUAUCUCUGCGAGGAAGUAAAAUCGACAUCGGUGCUCAUUUAAAAGAUGAUUUGAUUUUAUAGAAGAUGACAAAGAUUGAAUGAAAGUUGUUUGCAAUUGGUAGUGCGUUUGUGACAAAGAGGCUUAUAGACUGUGCUGUAGUAUAGAAACAAAUAUUAUUAUUUUUAUUUCGAAUGCUAUUACAUGGGAAGAGAGAUAAAGCGUGCGUCAGUGAACAUAAGUAUGAAACUUCAUUUUUUUGUGUUUGGGAUAUAUUUGAUUUUAUAACAAAUUAUGCGCGAAGUUCUUACUCUAUUGCUGUUAAUCAUCAGAAUUUCUUGACGAAAUUAAACAAGAGAUUCAUUCUAAUAAUAAAAUUGAGAAAUGCGCCAUAUCGUCAGUGCAUUUUUCAAUCAAUAUUUAAAAUACGAUUAUGAAAUUUCAAUAACUAAUAAAAUCUUAAUAUAUUGUGUCAACACAUUGUAUCAAUAUCAGAGAUGGGAAUUCUUAUGUAUCCUAAUUAUAAACAGCAACUAUUUUAAAUUGCAUUCCAAGUACGUAGCACAGUAUAAUUAUUUUUAAUCGCCUAUAGCAAAAUUUAAAUUAUAUCUUCACAAUUAUAUUUUUACGUAAUAAAAUUUAUAUGUAUAUCUUAUAUUUUUGAUGCUACAUAUAAGUUCUCCCAGUUCUGAUUCAUAAACCGUUUAAAGUAAUACUCUGAUAACACAAUAUGACUGCACAAUAUUUAAGAAAUUAGAAAAAUUUUUGCAUAACUUCUUAUAUAAUAUAAUAAUCAAGAUCCAAGAAAUGUUUUGUAAACGUAAUAUGAUUUUUAAUUUCAUUUUAUGGCACAGAAUUGCUUACCCUUUUAAGAUUGUAAUGCAUAUACAUACGCAAUUAUAUUUCAAAAAGAAAUAUUAAAUAUUAAAUAUUUAUAAGAUCCGUCCUUCGCUUACUGCACAUUAUAUUUACUUAAAAAGUAUCGUUCAGAAUGAAUAAAUAUUUCAUAUUUAUUGUGCAGUAUAUAUUGUGCACAGAGGGGCCAUUAUGUUUAACAAAAAUAUACGAUGCACAUAUUUUUUUAUUGAAAAAAUUGAGAUUGUUACUAUCGUAUAGCUUAAGAAUGCUUUACAAAGAUGAAACAGCGAGUAAUUGAGACAGGAUGAUGCAAAAUUUUAUUAGCUCUGAAUGUUUAUUGAUGUUAAAUGUAAAAUAAGUAUUAAUUAGAUAGAUGUUAUUAUACAAAGGAGAGGAAAGAGUGAAAGGAAAGAUAAAAACGAGUAAGCGACAAAGGAAAGAAAGAGAGGAAAACCAAAAAAAUAUGUUAUGUCCAAAUAAAUUAUAGGAACAAAGGUUUUCCUUUAUUAUAAGGAAAUAGGAUCAUAAGGAAAUAGAGAACAACUAAGGAUAUUAGACUUUGUAAAUAAAUUAGAGUAUAGAACGACGAUGACGAUAGGAGAUGCAAACUAACGAGAUUAUUUUAUCUGAAAGCGUAUAUUUAUCAUGAUGUAUCUAUAUAAUUGCGCCUACUAAAAAAGCGAAGAUGAAAGGUACACAUAAAAUAGUAAUCGGAAAAUACGAAGAUCGCCGUUCCCCUCGCACCAAGAAAAAUGAAAAAAGGAAAAAAAAAUACCCACAAAAUCAUAAGAUUAAAGAAAGUUGAAGAAGCGCGUAUACAAAUAAUUGUGGUGAAAUAUUAAGAAAAUAACAAAUUCGAUGUUUGUAUAGGAAAGGAAUUUUUCGUUCGGUGGUAACUAAAUUUUUCUUUUACCCCUUUUUUCUUUCUUUUUUCUCAUUUCCCUUCAUUCGUAUUCCAGUCUCGACAAAAUCCUGUAUAAGAAGGAAAAGUGCAUAUAAGAAAAGGGAAGAAAAAAACAAAAAAAGAAACAAAAAAAAGAAUAAAAUGUACCAUUGUAUUUGAGUCAUAUCGUCUUUCACGCGGUCACGUCGGUACUUUUCUCUUUUAUUUUUCUUUUAUUAUAAUCUUCUCUCACCACCCAGUAAUUUUCCCCGACACAAGCAGAACCUGCCCGCCCUGUUGGCUAAACGAGAAACGAACCCGGACUUCCCACGACCGAGAGUCCUGCUGACCUACUUCAAACCUUGUUUCUCGUCUCAUCUCGUCUCUCGUACCACCUACUCCUUAUUUAUUCCCGACUCAGAGCGUAAUUAUGCGCUCUUUUUCUUAUCUUGGAUUUGCCGAGAAAAGGGGCAAUCGUCGCGGAUUUAACGGUAAGAAUUUCUUCGAAUUCUUACGUUUCUUUUCUUCUUCUUCUUCUUCUUCUUCUUCUACUUCUUCUACUUCUUUUUCUUCUUCUUCUUUUUCUUC